Molecule: messenger RNA, 1791 nt
Organism: Penicillium macrosclerotiorum
Lineage: Eukaryota; Fungi; Ascomycota; Eurotiomycetes; Eurotiales; Aspergillaceae
Product: Pfs NACHT and WD domain protein
Exons: 1
Coding region: 1-1791 (596 amino acids)
Source: RefSeq, a predicted model, not a curated record
AUGGCUCACGAUGACACUAUAACCUUUUCAGGGAACAAUAAUCAGGGUUUCCAACUCGGAGUCAACCAAGGGACGAUUGGGAGUAUCGUCUUUAACCCUAAGAAGACAAAUGACAAAUGCCUAAACGACCUGCGCCUGACCAACCCCCGCGACGAUAAAGAGCGGAUCAAGAAAACCAAAGGUGGCCUACUGGAGGGCUCGUACAAAUGGAUCCUCGACCACCCGGACUUCCAACAAUGGCUCAAUGACGACCAGAGCCAGCUGCUCUGGAUCAAAGGCGACCCAGGCAAGGGAAAGACUAUGCUGCUGAUCGGCAUUGUCGACGAACUGGAGCGACAGCUUGCUCAGCUUAAGCAGGCAGAACAGUCGACUCCCCGCACCGUCCUCUCAUACUUCUUCUGCCAGGGCACUGACUCGAAUCUCAACAACGCCACGGCAGUGCUAAGAGGCCUAAUCUACCUCCUCGCUGUCCAACAACCGUCGCUUGCCUCGAAUCUACGCGUGGAGUAUGAACGCUCCAGCAGCAAGCUCUUCGAGGAUACCAACGCGUUCGUCGCCCUGUCCGAGAUUCUCAUGGGUAUGCUGCGAGAUCCUACCCUGGCAAGCGUAUAUAUCAUAAUUGACGCACUGGAUGAGUGCGAGACUGGCCUGCAGCAGCUUUUGAAGCUCGUUACUGACAAUACAUCUGCUUCCCGCGUCAAGUGGAUCGUUUCUAGCCGCAACAAACACGACAUCGAGGAGCAGUUAAAUCUUGUCGACCAUAAAAUAAAGCUCAGUCUCGAGCUGAAUCCCGAGUCCACCGCUGCUGCUGUCAAUGUUUACAUCCGUUACAAGGUGUCUCAAUUGGCGCUGCUCAAGGGGUACGACUCCAGAACAGAAGAGACCGUCAACAAAUACUUGCGCGCGAAAGCAGAUAACACGUUUCUUUGGGUGGCCAUGGUCUGUGAGAAUCUCGAGAAAAUCAGAACCAAGAAGACACUAUCGGCGCUAAAAGCGUUGCCUCCUGGUUUAGAUCCUCUAUACGGUCGCAUGAUGCAGCAGAUACUUGACCUGGAGGAUCCGGAUGAUGUUUAUCUUUGUAAACGGAUUCUUGCUAUUGUAACACUUGUGUAUCGGCCUGUAACCCUAGCUGAGCUUGCCUCCCUGGUCAAAUGUACACGGGAUAUUUCUGACGGUGCCGAGUCGUCUAACGAUCUGGAGUCUUCCGACGAUGCCGAGACUUCUGACGAUGCCGAGUCUUCUGACGAUGCCGAGUCUUCUGACGAUGCCGAGUCUUCUGACGAUGCCGAGUCUUCCGACGAUGCCCAGUCGCUUAUGGAGGUCGUAGAGCUGUGCGGCUCAUUUCUCACUAUACGAGAUGACCGGGUCUACAUUAUUCACCAGUCGGCUAAGGACUACUUGAUGAGCGACAUGGUAAACACAAUAAUCUUCCCCACUGGGAUGGCCGAGGCCCACCGCGAUAUAUUCCUUCAAUCGCUACAGGCCAUGAUAAAGACGCUACGUCGGGACAUCUACAACCUGCGCUAUCCCGGAUUCUCUAUCGACGAUUUCAAGACGCCGAUUCCAGAUCCGCUGGCAUCCGUACGGUACUCUUGCGUCCACUGGGUUGACCACCUUUGCAAGGCACCGCAACGAAAUGACCUACUUGAUAGCGGCGUAGUCCACAAAUUUCUUGAAGGGUACCUCCUUUACUGGGCGGAGGCUUCAAGUCUGUUAGGGGCGCUAUCCAAUACAGUACUCGCUAUAGGAAACUUGGAAAGGACCCUAAAGGUAAGCCUUGCACCUCAAUAA